Molecule: messenger RNA, 609 nt
Organism: Solenopsis invicta (red fire ant)
Lineage: Eukaryota; Metazoa; Arthropoda; Insecta; Hymenoptera; Formicidae
Exons: 2
Coding region: 1-609 (202 amino acids)
Source: RefSeq, a predicted model, not a curated record
AUGGUAUACAUACGUGGCGGCAAACACGGUCCAAUAAAAUGUCGUGCUCUACUAGAUACGUGCGCUUCCGCGAACUUUUUAACAGAAUCGAUCGCGAGAUAUUUGAAGGAAGAAGUGACGGCACAUUCUUCGCCAAUUAGCGCGAUCAAUGGCAUGAAUACUAAAUCAAAGGGCAUAGUACAAAUUACAAUUCAAUCUAUACAUGAUAACUUUUCUAAAGAAUUGACCUGUUUGACAAUUCCGACUAUAACAGAUUUAGUUCCGUCUGAAACCUUUCCGCGCAAUUCAGUUAAGAUACCGUCAAAUAUCAGAUUAGCAGAUCCGGAUUUUCAUUUACCGCGACAUGUUGAUUUACUGAUUGGCUCGGGAGCGUCACUAUCGUUGUUCGCUAUUGGUCAGAUAAAUUUGUCCCGUGAGGGAUAUGACUUAUACUUACAAAAAACGCGAUUAGGAUGGAUAAUCGCUGGCGGCACAUCAUCGCAAAAAUCGGGAAGGGCUGUAACAUGCCAUUUAACGCGUUUGGAGGAUUUGAUACAGAAGUUUUGGGAAAUCGAAGAGAUCGGAUUAAAUAAACCGCAAACAGAGGAGGAAGUCGAAUCUCUGCAAUAG